CUUAUAGCAACGCCUCUUCCAAAUGUCUCUCGUCGAUAUUCAACACAGCAACCCUCCUUCAGACGAACCCAUCCCGGAGCCUCAUCAACGUCCAUCGGCACCUGUGCUGGGCGCCUUCGCACUUCCACUUAUUAUUUCACCUUCUCCGGCAUCUGUUGAAAUCGAAACAAUACCACCGCCCGAGGCCCUUUCCUCCCCUGACUUUGCAUUAGAUUUCACCCUCGAUGACGAGGGUUUAAGUACCCUUGAAAAAAUAUACCUUUUUUCUCGUAGUAGAUCCGCGCAUCACAGGGUAUUUAUUUCACAUGCUCUACCAGCCUUCCUAGCGCAGGUUUCGCCUAUAGAGGCUGUCGAGUAUGUAUUACCUCUCCUCCCCAGUUUGUCUGUCGAUGAAGACGAGGCAGUGAAAGAGGCUCUAUCAGCGGAGCUUGUUUCCAUCAUGUGGUGGUUUUUAACGCAUUGUCGCUUGGUCGAGGAGCCGAGUGGCCCGUCUAAUGCCGAUUUUCCUCCUCACAUUCAGUCUGACGAUCAGGUCACGUUAAUCUCAGUCCAGGCUUUCACUCCUAUUUUAGCAACACUUCUCCUCAGCUCAAACGGCGUUGUCAGCGGCUCCGCGAGACUUGCCAUUGUUGAAUUACUCGCAAGAACACAUAGGGCCGAUGAUCUCGGAGACAAGAACCCCGAUGACCUAUCUUACGGAUUAUUCGGAGGACACGAAAGGAUCCUGUUCGAAGAAGAGGUUAUUCAGCAACUUGUGAUAGGAAUGGGACGCCUUGAAUCAGGUGAAGAUGAAAAUGACGCGGACGAAGUAUGGUAUACGCCAGCGCUAGAGAUUCCUCAACCAGAUCAUCCUAUACCAAGCAACGGUUCUGUCAAUCCUUAUUUUCCAAGCACGCAAACACCAUUGUCUUCAACCAUACGCAUUCCUGUGACAGCGGUCAUCCCACCGCCCGGUGCCAACCUCCCUAGUCCACCAGUCGGUGUUCCCCCGCCAUAUCAUGAAGCCGAAGUUAUUGGAAUGGACACAUCACCCACGACUAUAUUAUCUCUUCAUCUGGAGGAUGCCAAUCAGCACAGCCCAAUGGAAACUACCGAGGGAUCCUGGGAGCGCGACUCGAUGCCUGGCAUUACGACCUAUUCUGAUUCUGCACAUUCAGAUAUGGACGGACUGGAUGAGGCACAAGACAUGGACCCUGGGGAACAAGCCGCUGUUGGACGACUAUCAAGCAUGAGUCUCAUUGCUGCCGUAGUUGCUGGGGGUGCGUAUGAUACCAACUUCAUCGUGAUAAUCAUAGCUUUUUCCCAUGCAGGAUCAUUGAGGGCCGAGACUCAACAUGCUUUCGUAAGAGAAGUUGAGCGAGUCGGGAAAGAUCCCGUCCACUGGGUCAGAAGAGAGGCGUCCUUCGCGUUGGGUGCUCUUGCAAAAGUCGUUCCCGAUGAGCUUAUCCUUGGCUCGCUUCUUCCGUUGUUUGAAUCUCUACGUGUCGAUCCCGCAUGGCACGUGAGGCACUCCUCCCUUUUUGCUCUUCCAGCACUUUUGUCACGUUUGCCGCCAGGCUUAAGGCGAUCAGUCGCCGUCUCUACCAUUCUUCCUCUGUCACGAGACGAUUCUGCUCCAGUCCGCACUGGGGUCCUGGAGGCUCUAGGGGAAGUUGUCUACACCUUCCAUGGUGUUGACGGCGGACCGCCCGAUGAUCUACUACGUUUGUUCCUCGGCAUGGAUAGUAACUUUCUAGUUCGAGAACGUUAUCGACAAUCGCCGUUACAGCAACUGUCAGCGAAUGCCCUGGUGCAGUUACUUGAUGAUGACCCAGCUCGUCCGCUUGCGUGUGCAUUCAACUUUCCCGCAGUAGCACUUACCCUUGGCCGAGCGCGAUGGGGAGAGCUACGGGGACUAUACCUCACGCUCGCGCGGGACCGCUCGCCUAAGAUCCGGCGGACAUUAGCUGCAAGUCUGGGUGACCUGGCAAAGAUCAUCGGACCAGACAAUGCCCAACGAGAUAUGAUGAACUUGUGGUGGGAUGCAAUGCGAUCUGAAGAUGAUAACGAGAUUAAAUUAAAAGCAAUUGAGGCUGUCCCUCUCUUCGUAGAGGCUUUGGGCGAGGGAAAGGCGAGGGAGGAGGUGAUCACAGGUCUGCUCAAUGUAUGGGAGGAAGGCUGGUUGCGCAAUUGGAGAGCGCGUGAAGGUGUCAUCAAGAUUAUCGCUGACCUCACUGGCGGACCUGAACGACCUGACAACAUACGUGCACUUUUAAAAAAAGCGCUCGAGGACGAUUUUGGCGCCGUCAGGGAGACUGCUAUUUCUGUGAUCUGUCGAAUAGCCUCGCAAGAUGUCUGGAGACCUACUGUCAACAUGAUUCACGAAGAUAUACUUUCGCUAGCUAACUCUCCAAUUUUUCGAAGACGAAUGACGUUUGUCGCAUGUCAGCAGGCUUUAGCAUCCUCAGCAGGUGGGCUAUCAAUCUUAGUGGAUGAUGCAAGGUGGCACACUCUCGAGCGGUUAAGCAAUGAUAGCAUAGUGGGUGUUCGCAUUGGCGUUGCCCGUUUAAGUGGCUCAAUACUUGAAAACGUUUUGCGCGACACGUCCGUAGUGCCCCGGCGAAUCUUUGACAUGAUAGAUCAUCUGCAGCGGGAUUCCUCUGCAGAAGUUCGAUCUUAUAUUCCUAGUAUGACAGACCUUCAGCAAGGCCGGACAAUAUUCCCCUCCCACUCGGAUAGUUUCUUGACCUUUUCCCGCCCACCGCCCUUGUUGUGCUCUUAGAAGAAUAAUCAAGAAGUCACCAGCCGUGUCCUAAUGGCCGCCGGUCGAAUGUUCGGCUGGAUCACACUCUCGCUCUUGACAUGCUUUCCUCGAAGUCACGGUGUAUAUUAACUUUGUUUCUGGACUCCCAUCUGUCUGACUUCAUUUACCUUGUCAUUACUCAAUCACUCAUCUGUAUUCUAAACCUCAUCUGUCAUAAAAGUCAAAACGCAUUUUUCAUAGACCAUGCAUGAUAUUUGUGAA
Messenger RNA from Suillus clintonianus, 3004 nucleotides. Its product is annotated as armadillo-type protein. Gene Ontology annotation, biological process: protein dephosphorylation. NCBI's taxonomy places the organism in Eukaryota, Fungi, Basidiomycota, Agaricomycetes, Boletales, Suillaceae. Bases 23 to 2761 code for a protein of 912 amino acids. Gene Ontology annotation, molecular function: protein phosphatase regulator activity. The record is from RefSeq and is a predicted model, not a curated record. The transcript is spliced from 12 exons.